Messenger RNA from Helianthus annuus (common sunflower), 5747 nucleotides. RefSeq names its product lysine-specific histone demethylase 1 homolog 3. The record is from RefSeq and is a predicted model, not a curated record. NCBI's taxonomy places the organism in Eukaryota, Viridiplantae, Streptophyta, Magnoliopsida, Asterales, Asteraceae. The coding region runs from base 282 to 5390 and encodes 1702 amino acids. Gene Ontology annotation, molecular function: protein binding; oxidoreductase activity. The transcript is spliced from 8 exons.
UCCCUUUUCGGGUCGGGCAUAUAUAAAUAUCGGCAGCGACCCUCUUCAAGUUUUUAUUUCUGUGAAACACCUGCUUCCGUUUUUCAAAAAUUUGCCUAUUUAAUAGCGUAUUUUUGCUUGGGGCUAGCGGUGAUUGCUAAUCUGCGCCACUUCUGGGCAUCCUACAGAAGUAUUGAAUUGUUAGGGGUUUUGAUUGAAAGACAGUUGUAUAAUCUUGAAUUGUUGGAAAAGUUGCAGGCUUUGUGUGGGAUGUGAGUGUGUGUUUGGUUGUUGUUUGAUAAAUGGAAUGUGAUGGUGAUGAUUGUGGAUCAAAUAAAGGGGUAGAUAAGGAAAUUGGGCUAGGGUUUGAUGUGAAAUGUGGUGUUGGUGAAAUUAGGGUUGAGAAGAUGGGUGUGGAGGAAUUGGGGAAAAAGAAAAGAUCCGCGGAAGUUAAAGAUGGCGUUGAGUCGGAUGAUGAUGAACCGAUUGGGUCGAUGUUUAAGGUUGUUAAAAGUAGAAAGAAUGCUAAGAAGGUUAAAGUGGAAUGUGAUGGUGGGUUAGGGUUCGAGAAGGUGGAAGUUGAUGGUGGGUUGGAUGAUACAUUGGCUGCUUUUAGAAAGAAGUUGAAGAAAGGGCCUAGGGUUUGUGCACCGAAAGGAGGGGGUUUGGAUACCGUUGUGAAGAAAACAGAGACUGUAGUGAAAGAACCGAAUGUGUGUGAAGAUGGGACCGUUGAGUGUGUCAAGAAGGGGUUAAAAAGUAGUGGUAAAGAGAAAAAGAAAACGUCGGUGAAGAAGUCGUCGGGUGAGAAUUUGACAGAAGAAGAUAAAGAGGGUGGUUUAGAGGUUAAAGGCGGUGAUAAAGAGAAAAAGAAGAGAUCGAAAAGUAAGUCAGCAAAGAAGGCUGUGGGUGAGAAUUUGACACAAAACGAUCUAGAGGAUUCUUUAUCGGCUUUUCUCCUCAAGGCACAAUCUGGUUCGCUUUGGAAAUCUAGAAAAGCGUUGAAACAUAAGCAAGACAAGACAACUCAAGCUUGUCAUGAUGGAUCGGAACAAAAGCCUAAUGAUCCGGCUACAGUUGAGAUUGGAGCAAAUGAAAGAUUUGAUCCUACUGGAAAUGAAGUUAUUAAUGAUGUUUUGAAUCAUUCAUCCUCUGAGAUAACAAAGUCGACCAAUGGUGUCUCCGAGAUUGAAGUUCAAGAAAAAAAGACGGACCCCACCUGCGCUAUCCCUAAGAGUGUGCCAAUUGCAGGGUUCAUAACUAACGCCACCUCACCCGCAGACCAGAAGAAUUCUCCAAUCUUGUUAGUUCACGACGAGAAUAUGAACCAGGGUUCGAUCCCGAACACUGUUGAUGGGGUUGUAUUGGACCAGUUUCAAGUCGGUUCGCGCAGUGACUGUGAUAGUCCAAAGAACGAAAUUGUGUCAGUUUCUUCAUGUAAAGAGAAUGCAUCAACAUCAGAUGGUAGGUUAUCUCCAGUAUCAUUACCCGAAUGUAAUAAAUUCGCAGAUGAAAACGAAGCUUAUGCAAGUGAAAACGGAUCUAUGCCUGAUCCCGAAACAAAAUUCAAUAACAAGUCAGGUGUCAAGCGAAUUAUGAGGCAAGCUAAAAGACAUAGGCACGAUGACAUGGCGUAUGAGGGAGAUGCUUAUUGGGACACAUUGAUUCAUGAACAGAACUUUUAUGUGGAUAAUGAAGAUGGAGAAAAGGUUCAGUCAGUUAAAAUGAAAGGGAAACUAGAUUUCUUGCAAACAUUUGCUAUGGAGGCAGAAAGCAGUGGCGUUGCAGCCGUCUCAGUUGGACUUAAAGCUCGUGCUGCGAGUCCCAUCGAGAAGAUGAAGUUUAAGGAAUUACUUAAACGUAAAGGCGGGCUUCAAGAAUAUAUAGAGUGCAGGAACCAUAUUUUACAUCUUUGGAAUAAGGAUGUAACUCGUAUAUUACCGUUGUCAGAAUGUGGAAUAUCUGAUACCGCUGUCGCAGAUGAACAUCCACAGGCUUCUUUAAUAAGGGAUAUCUACUCAUUUCUGGAUCAAUAUAGUUACAUAAACUUCGGAGUUGCUUCUAAGAAGGAUAUAUCAGACAGCAGUAUAAAGCCCAAUUUUACGCUUUCACGAGAAGAUAACGAUGGUAUAAAAUCGGGAACCCCGGUUACGGAUUUGGAUGAUGGGGUUUCCUUUAUUCUUGGCAGAACUAAAAAUUACGAUAAUUUGAACGAUGAGACCGAUACAGCAACCGAAUGUCCCGACAGUAUUAUUGGAAAAGAUAAGGAUCUUGACGUAUCGGAUCCACAAUGUGGAAGAUUAUCAAACGGUUGUUAUGCUCAAGCAGUGGAUCCGAUUAACCAAAAGGAGCCAACUGUGUGUAUACAGUGUGAUGAUUCAGAUUCAGAAACAAGAAAGAAAAUCAUUGUAAUUGGAGCGGGCCCUGCGGGUUUAACCGCUGCUCGGCACUUGAGUCGUCUAGGGUUUCAUGUAACUGUGUUAGAGGCCCGUGAUAGAGUUGGAGGUCGGGUUUUUACAGAUCAUUCGUCUCUUUCAGUGCCAGUUGAUCUUGGGGCUAGCAUUAUUACAGGUGUUGAGGCUGAUGUCACUUCUCAAAGAAGGCCCGACCCGUCAUCUUUAAUUUGUGCACAGUUGGGCCUUGAAUUGACGGUUUUGAAUAGUGACUGUCCGCUUUAUGAUACUGUAACGGGCCAAAAAGUUCCUCCUGAAUUGGAUGAAGCUGUGGAGGCUGAGUACAAUAGCUUACUUGAUGACAUGCAAUUGGUUGUGGCCCAGAAAGGUGAUCAUGCAAUGCAAAUGUCGCUCGAAGAGGGCUUAGAAUAUGGGCUUAAGAUCCAACGGGCCGGACCCGGAUCCGAUAAUACGGGUACUAAAGAGGAGAUCUUGAGUCCGCUUGAAAGGAGAGUGAUGGAUUGGCAUCUUGCUCAUUUGGAAUACGGUUGUGCUGCUUCACUUCAACACGUAUCACUUCCGUAUUGGAAUCAAGAUGACGUUUACGGAGGAUUUGGUGGAGCCCACUGCAUGAUCAAAGGUGGUUACGGUGCUAUUGUUGAUUCUCUUAAAGACGGUCUUCAUAUCCACCUUAACUGUAUAGUUACGGAUAUUUACCGUCAACAAGAAGAUGAAUCACAAAAGAAAGUCAAAGUUUGUACGCAAAAUGGCAAGAUUUUUACGGGAGAUGCGGUUUUAAUCACGGUCCCCCUCGGAUGUUUAAAAGCAGAAACCAUAAAGUUUUCUCCUUCAUUACCCGAAUGGAAAUAUUCUUCUAUUAAACGACUCGGCUUCGGUGUGCUUAACAAAGUUAUUUUGGAAUUCCCCGAAGUGUUUUGGGAUGAUUCUGUUGAUUACUUCGGAGCUACCGCUGAACAAACGGAUCAAAGGGGUUGGUGUUUUAUGUUUUGGAACGUUAAAAAAACCGUUAACGCGCCUGUUCUUAUAGCAUUAGUGGUCGGGAAAGCAGCAAUCAACGACCAAGAUUUAACCCCGUCUGAUCAUGUAAAUCACGCUUUAGCUGUCCUUCGAAAGCUUUUCGGCAAGACUGCGGUGUGCGAUCCAGUUGCAUCCGUAGUGACAGACUGGGGACGGGAUCCGUUUAGCUACGGUGCUUACUCGUACGUUGCAGUUGGGGCAUCUGGUGAAGAUUACGAUACAUUGGGCCGGCCCGUUGACAAUUGUUUAUUCUUUGCGGGUGAAGCUACGUGUAAGGAACACCCAGAUACUGUCGGUGGGGCGAUGAUGAGCGGGUUACGGGAAGCUGUUCGUAUAGUUGAUAUUCUAACUACAGGAAACGAUUUUACCGCAGAAGUAGAAGCAAUCGCUGCUGCCAAGAGGCAUUCGAACAGUGAAAGGAGUGAAGUUAGAGAUAUAAUUAAACGACUUGACGCUAUUGAGCUCACCGAUGCGCAUAAGAACUCUUUGUUGCAAAAUAUGUUUUGUAACACAAAGAGUAGAGCCGCGCGGUUGCAUCUCGCUAAAGAGUUAUUGAAUCUCCCGUCUAACGUUCUUAAAUCGUUUGCUGGAACUAAAGAAGGGCUCGCCAUUCUCAACUCAUGGAUACUGGAUUCAAUGGGGAAGAACGGGACUCAACUGUUGCGUCAGUGUGUUCGUCUUCUUGUGCUUGUAUCUACCGAUCUACUUGCAGUCCGUCUUUCAGGUAUUGGGAAAACGGUGAAAGAAAAGGUUUGUGUGCAUACAAGCCGAGAUAUACGCGCUAUAGCAAGCCAGCUUGUUAGUGUGUGGGUUGAGAUUUUUAGAAAAGAGAAGGCUUCGAAUGGCGGUUUGAAGUUGUUACGGCAAUCGGGUGCUGCAGAUGCUUCUAGAAGCAAAUCUCAUUCAGCUUCUGGGAAACCGCCAUUGCGGGCCCAUCAUAAAGUUGUAACGAAGCCUGAAAAUAAACCAUCUAGUUCUCAAGGUUCAGCAGGAAAACAAAACUGCAAGGAAGAAGACGACAAAGAUUUACCCAUGACUGAAGAAGAACAAGCUGCGUUUGAUGCUGCAGAAGCGGCCCGUGCUGCUGCUAUAGCAGCUGCUGAGGCAUAUGCAUCAUCAGGUGUCAAAAGCAGCACACCCGUGCACCUUCCAAAGAUACCAUCUUUUAACAAGUUCGCACGACGGGAACAAUAUGCACAAAUGGAUGAAUCUGAGUUGCGAAAGAAAUGGGCCGGUGGCGUUACAGGUCGUCAAGAGUGCAUAUCAGAAAUAAAGUCUAGAAACUGUAGAGUGCAGGAUUGGUCAGUUGACUUUUCCGCUGCAGGGGUCAACCUCGAGAAUUCGAAAAUGUUGGUGGAUGACCAUAACCGGUCACAACGGAGCCACUCAAAUGAAAACGCAGGGCCACUAGGUUACAGAGAGCACUCUGGUGAACAUGAAAGUACAGGUGGCGACAACAUAUUUACGAAAGCAUGGGUUGAUAGCACUGGUAGUGAAGGGAUAAAAGACCAUAGUGCCAUUGAAAGAUGGCAAUCUCAAGCCGCUGCUGCUGAUUUUGAUUUCUAUAAUAGGAGUAUGCAUGCGAUGAAUGAAGAGGAGUCGAAUAAGAAUUUAAAACCAUUAGUUCACAGGCAUGACGGGUUGGCUAAUGACAGCUCAGCUUCUCAAGUUACUGUGAACCGAGAGUUGAUGGGUAACCAACCUCGCGGUGUGGACAAAAUUAAACAAUCGGUUGUUGAUUAUGUGGCGUCUCUUCUUAUGCCUCUUUAUAAGACGAGAAAAAUAGACAAAGAGAGUUACAAGUCGAUAAUGAAGAAAACAGCCACAAAGGUCAUGGUGCAUAUUACAGAUGCAGAGAAAGCGAUGCCUGUAUUUGAGUUUCUUGAUAAUAAACGCAAAAACAAGAUUCGAACAUUUGUGGACGACUUAAUUGAGAGGUAUAUGGCUAUGAAGACUGAUGCAAAAUCAGCAGGCUCCUGAAGAUCAGUCUUUAUGUUGAUUCAAUUGCUUUUUUGCUUUCAAAAACUAAAAAAAAAAAGUAAAGAAAAGUACACAAGAGAUAUGUUUUAUGUAAGGAUCAUGGAGUUAGAGAUAUGCUUACAGACAACAUCAAUUAUUGAAAUUACUUUAGUUUUGAUAUGGUUUUUUUUUUUUUUUUUUUUUUUUUUUUUUUUUUUGCAUUUGAAAACUGUAAUUUAGUUAGGAACUGAAAUACCCAUUUCUGUCAUUACAGAAGCAGUAGGAGAAAUUUUCCCCAUAUCUUUCAUGAAAUCUGUACAUGUUAGGGUUGACUUUGUUGCAAAAAGAUUAUACAAGACAAUUUUCUUUGAAAACAAA